AUGGAGCUCGCGGUCUUCGGCGCCGCGGCGAAGCGGGCCGUCGAGCGGCGCGGCAAGACCGUGAAGCGCAUCCUCUCCGGCGGCCUCAUGACGGCCCUCGACAUGCACGGCGUGAGCCUGAGCGUGCUCGCCGUCGACGCGAAGACCUUGGAGCGCCUCGACGCGCCGUGCUGGACGCCCGCGAUGCGCACGGGCGACUGGCAGCCCACGGCGCCGCCGGCGCCGUUGGUGGCGCCGGACGCGAGUGUCAUCGACGACGUGGCGCCGGCGGCCGUCGAAAACGACCUCGUCGACGCGCGCCUCGCGAACGCGCUCCGCGCCGCCACGAAGGCGAUCGUCGACGGCGAGGAGUCGCUGACGGCCAUGGACGAGAAGGUCGGCGACGGCGACUGCGGCAUCACGCUCGCCCAGGGCGCCAAGGCCGCCGUGUCGCUCCUGGACCGCGCGGGCGGCGCGCCCCGGGGCGCGUGCGCGUUCCUCGCGGCGCUCUCGAAAGCCGUCGAGGACUCGAUGGGCGGCUCGUCCGGCGCGCUCUACAACCUGGGCCUCAAGGCGGCGGAGAAGUCCAUGCGCGACGCCGUCAAGGCCCACGCCGGGGACUGGAGCGACGCCGACGCCGACGCGGCCUGGAAGCGCGCGUUCGUCGCCUUCGCGGGCGCGAUCUCGGAGUGCGGCGGCGCCAAGGUCGGCAGCCGCACGAUGUGCGACGCGCUCCUGCCCGCGGCGGACGUCUUCGAGAAGGCGGGCACCCUCGACGCGGCGGCGGCCGCCGCCCAAAACGGCGCGGCGUCCACGGCGAAGCUCGUCGCGACGCACGGCCGCAGCGCCUACGUCUCCGCGGACGUCCAGGACGGCGUCGCGGACCCGGGCGCCCACGCCGUCGGGCUCAUGUUCGCCGCCGUCGCCGGCGCGGCGCUCUAG
Aureococcus anophagefferens is the source of this 921-nucleotide messenger RNA. RefSeq lists its product as hypothetical. Gene Ontology annotation, biological process: glycerol catabolic process. NCBI's taxonomy places the organism in Eukaryota, Pelagophyceae, Pelagomonadales, Pelagomonadaceae. Bases 1 to 921 code for a protein of 306 amino acids. The record is from RefSeq and is a predicted model, not a curated record. Gene Ontology annotation, molecular function: glycerone kinase activity. Gene Ontology annotation, cellular component: cytosol. The transcript has a single exon.